UUAAGACAGAACAUCCAAGGGCACCAGACUAAGCAUAAUGGCGGAUAAGGCGGUGGGCUCAAAUAAGAACCAAGUCAUGGAACUCACUGUAAGUGAGGAAGAUUUCAUGCUUAUGGAUGGAUUCAACUUGGACUUUUACUGUCUUAGGUUCUGGAGGGAGUUUAAAGAAAAUUGGACAGUUGACGAACGAUCAGACAGGAAUCUUCUUCAGGGACUGCUGCGUCAGAAGUUUGGAUGGUGCAAACAACGAGAGAGACUUGUACAUUUCAUGCAGUUGAUUGUAUGCCUAGCUGAUGGCCAAGACAUAACCACUCAGUACAACCCAGGGGAGGUGGAAACUCCACUAGAAAAAGCUCUGUCGUGCUUUGAGAAGGUGUUGGAUGAUUAUGAAGGGUCACCGGAGGAAAUCAAAGCUGUAAGAGAUGAAAUGAAGGUGCAGGCUGUGAUGAUGCUGUGCAGAGCUGAAGAAUUCAAACAGGCAAAGAAAGUCCUUCAGAAAGUAUGGUUCAACUCAGACGAGCCUCAAAACAGGACAGAGGUUGGCUCACCUGGAGUAUUACAGAAGCGUUUGAAGUCAUUCAUUGAUGAUAAGAGGAUGAAUGCUCGGUUCCUCUCUCACCAUACCUACGAAAAUUUCCUUCAGCAAACGGUUUGUCUGCUUCAAAAAGUCUAUGACAGUUUUGACACCCCAUUUUUACUGAAGAUAGCUCAAGCUUAUCAGAGGAAGAUGGAGAGACUAACAGAGGCUAUGGAAGACCAAACAGACAGCUCGGUAGAUGAUGCAACGGUAGAAAUGUCAUCAAAACCAGUGAGCCGGCCCUCAUCACAUACCUCCUCCCCUAUCAAAGGUUUCUGCCGUUCACAGCGGUUGUCUAGUGAGUUGGGGAGCCAAUCUUGUAAUGGAGAUGCAAAUCACUUGGUUGUUGAUGAGAAUCACAAAACAGAACCAACUGUCACAAGAGGACACCAAGCGGAAGAGGCAAGAGUAGAUGAAGAUGUCAGUGGUUGCCAUGGAAACCAGAAAGAUGAGGAUACCAGAAAGGUUGAAGAAACAGCAACUGAGAAGGGGCAUGGCAGUCACCAAGGUCCCAUAGAUACAAACAAGGAUGGAGAUAAUGGUCAUAGCAACCAGAGAAACCACAACAAGAAAGGUGCCAAGAGAAGGCUUGUGAUUAUAUCUUCUGAUGGAGAAGAGGCAAACAUCAAAGUUUGCCGAGGAAAUGAUAAGGGCGAUAUCAAGGAAAUAUCUCGUUCAGGAAAUAACAACAACAAUCAUAGAAAAGAAGUUGACAAGUGUUGCAACUUCAAGAUGUUGGAGUCUUCCAUAGUGCGUCUUGGGCUUGAUGGAGCACAGGUAGAAGAUAUUGUCACUGAACCACUGAUACUGCCACAAGAAAUGAUGCGGCGUAAAGUUCAGUCGAGCAAAAGGCCUGGUUGCACUUCUCCAUCUACGCCUAAAACACCGUCCACCCAAACCACUCCAGUUCGUCUCUCAAGCCAGCAGCAAUCUACAACCUCACCUAAACCCCAGACCUCUGACGGAGGAGAAAAGGACUCCGUGGAGAGCAAGGCCUCUGAUGGGAAUUUCAUCCGGUUUCAGAAAACAACUCCAAGACGGGGGAAGUCAAUCCGUGAUCAGAAAUAUCAGCCUAAUCGUGUCAAACAGAGAAGCUCUGAUGUUCCCAGCACGUCAAAGGAUGAUGACAGUGUUUACUCCUUCACAGGCAGUGAAUCAGAAGAUUUAAGCACUUCCCCUCCCGCCUUGGACACGCCUCAUUUACGCCAUAGCCUGGAUCCAGCUUCUUGGCAGCAAAAGGAAUGGUUGAGGAGACCUCCAGUCCGUAAGAAACCGUGGACAAAGGAAGAAGUGAACCUGUUCAAGAAGGCGUUGCAAAAGUACGGACCAGGCAAAUGGUCCGAAAUGAUCGCAGCGUAUAACUUCAGUGGCCGGACAAACGUCAACCUGAAGGAUAAAUGGAGGACAAUGGUCAAGAAUGGUGAAAUCUGAGUAAGAUGACUCAAUAGCAGGAUACCAUGGUAACAAGGAAUAGUGGGCGGUUGCUGAUUGACCUUUAACCCGAACACUCCUCAAUCCUUCACCUGUUGGAGGACUGAGGAGUGUUAGGGUUAAUAUUAAUCUUGAUCCAUACAGGAAAAAGAGGAAAUUUCAAAAGAGCAAAGCCAUACUUUUACAGACUUGGAGUCUGUGAAUAAUUACCCUCUUUUAAAAACAUGAGAUCUCGUUCUUAGAGAAAACUCUUACAAAGAGAGAUCAUUGGUUUGUGCACACUCUGGAGAAAAUGCAUCAUGUGAUCUCGGUGCUGUUAGCACAGGCUAGUCAAGGAGCUGAAAGGUUCGUAUCAGUUCUGCAUUUGUACUGCCAAAGUUGUGAUCAUUUGAUAGAAUGUUACAUGCUGAUUUUGAUAUGUUCUAAGAGAACGGCAAGUCAAAGAAAAGAUGUUGGCUACAAAUGUAGCAGGAUCACAGUGUUGCCAGAGGCAAGAUUUUUACCAACAUUACUUGGGUUUUAUUCUGAUACACAAUGGUUAUGAUGGACACAACAAAUUGAUACCAGCAUGUUUUUUCUCCAACAUUUAUUUUCCAUUCUGAUCAAAACUUAACUGGUAAUGUUAUUGCUUCGAUACAGAUUCAGUGCAGUUUCACUGUCACAAAAGAGGACCCAAACUAGUGAAUGGGUUUUAUAGGAAUUGCUAGGAGCAAGUAACAAAGAAAUGAAAGCAAGGAAACACAUGAAAACAUCUGUGACUGCAGCGGAAUUCUCGUCAUCAGUUCUGCAGUUGAGUUGACCGUUUGUUUUCUACCACACAAUUUGGAAGGAAUAACAUACAAACACCUGUCAGUUUUUAAAAAGUACACAUGUAUAUAGGUUUGCUUUAGAAUGCAUGAAUGUACAAAUGCAGCGACUAACAUGGUUCCACCUGGUAAGGGUAUCCUCUAUGACAGCUUUACAAAAGAAAAAAUCUUGGAAAGUUCCUUUUGUGGUAAAAACAAAGUUCCCCUGUCCACUGCAAGUUCACUGAUGUGUAUGGUACAUUCAUGUUAUACAUAUUACCUGGCAAAAAUCUAGGAAGGUGUUCAACAUUUCUACCAAGAAAAAAUUCUACCCACUCUUAACAGUUACAAAGUCCAGCACCAAUUAGGGACAAGGCAGUGUAAACGUGAAAAUUGCCACACACGUUCCAAUAAUGGUGACACUAACUUCUACCAACAUAUGUACAAAAACUCCAUCUUCAGGAAUUGACAAGGCUUCAAACUUAGAAACUGAGUGAGUUGUGAUUCAUUGGGAGUCAGGAACAUUAGGUGUUAUUCUGAACUAUAUACUCCAACACCAAAUGCUGUCUAAUUGAUAAGUUUUACUUAUAAUCAGUAAAAAACGUCUUGAUAUUUCAUAAUGUAGAUGAACAAAUUGUGUUUAAUCUACAGGUACAGUAUGUAAAAAGUUGCGUUGCUUUCUGCACAAGCUGGAGAACGUUUUUAAGUUCAGGGCACGCUUGACUGCUUGUACAUAGCAUGAAACAUAUUACACUUCUCGUAGUGGUGAAACUGAACAGAACUCAUCUCUACUGGGGAAGAACGUACACAGAAUUUCAAACCCCAUAUAUAUUAAAUCUGGAUACACAUGUAAGUAAUAUUUUCCUUCCAACUCGACGCUUUUUGAAGAGUUGUAGAGUUUUUAUCAAGAAAAUUGUGGAUUUGUUUUAGUGUGUAUAGGCUUCCAGGCUGUUUUAUUUGCGUUUCAUUUCCAGUUUGUCUUCAUCAUUUUGACAACGUCAUUGUAUAUUUCCAUUUUAUCAUGGCAUGGUCAAAAGUCACAGCUUGGAGCAUCUUGGCCUCAGAUUUCCCACACCUGUUUUAGUUAUACAUGUAUAGCAUUUUUGCAUAAUGUGGUCAAAUACAUCUACCAACUGUUAGCAUAUCAAGACUGUCAUUAGAAGUAGUACUUUUGGAACUGUUCAUGCAUUUUUCUGCUCUAGGCCCACGGGGAGGGGUGGGUAGAGGAGUCAGAUAUAGCCAAGUAUAUUUGGAUCUCAAUUACAAUUGCGUAUGUCCAAUAGCCAUUAGUGCCUGUGUACGUGAGACUUUGGAGUGUUGUGGAUUACAUUGGAAUCAAUAUACAUGUAUGUGCCAGAACACUUAACAAAGUCAUGUGCAUACUGAUAUAAAUCAGGAAAGGUAAAAGCACUACACAGUGAUUUGAGAUAAACUGGUGUACCAAGAUACCGCUAAACCACUUUUAGUCUUUGUGUAUGUGAAACUGCUUGGCUUUUGAGGUGAAAAUUCUCACAACCAGAUCCAAAUUUAUCUGACUGGAUGUUGUCAUCUGUACACAGACUGCUCGAUCCUGUAACUCCAAGGCAAAUAACACAAGUUAAGUCUUGGAGCUAGACCACUCAUCACAAUCACACCCUUCUCUGUUGUUCAAUAGGUACAUGUAUUCAUUGCUUCAGUCUUCAUCUGUACCACGCUGUAAAAUGUUUGGAAAACAACUACAGAGUAUCAUACUGUGAAGUUAAAAUACAUGUAAGUGCCUACUUUUUACUAAAUGGAGAAAAGCUUCCAUGUGCACCUUUGCAGUUAGAAUAUGGGGGCAUAUUCUUUGCCGUGCCUUGAAUUUUGGCCAAUGAUGCCGGAAUCUUUGUAAUCUGAUUGAACAGCUGGGGAUGUUUGUCAUAUUUGACAAUGUUUGGCAGGAUGUAGUCGUGCCGAAAAAGAGAGCAGAAUUCUAAAAAUAAAAUGUCCCAAAAUCUCCAAAGUAGAUACAGGUUUAUAUUCUACUCUGAGUUGUAACCUGGUUGGAAAUACGUAUACAUCAAUGAGUUGUAAAUAAAGUUGAAGUUCAUGAAGAUGAA
This is a messenger RNA of Acanthaster planci (crown-of-thorns starfish), 4871 nucleotides long. RefSeq lists its product as uncharacterized. Gene Ontology annotation, biological process: protection from non-homologous end joining at telomere. Gene Ontology annotation, molecular function: telomeric repeat DNA binding. The record is from RefSeq and is a predicted model, not a curated record. NCBI's taxonomy places the organism in Eukaryota, Metazoa, Echinodermata, Asteroidea, Valvatida, Acanthasteridae. Gene Ontology annotation, cellular component: nucleus; chromosome, telomeric region.